AUGGCAUAAGAAUAAUGGGAAACUAUUUACACUAGCUUUAAAGGUAAUGACCAUAAUGAUGCUGAAGGUUAUUUUCAUCUUUAAUGAUUUAGGUUGGAUAGUAAGCAAUAAUUAUUAGGGUAAUUUAUUCACUAAAUGUAAUGGUGUUACAUUGUUUGGAGGAUAUAAUGCAUUUGGAAAAGAUGCAAUAGUAUCAAAGUUAUUUAAACUGCCUCCUCAUCAUCAACUUAAAAUUACUUUUUAAUUUUGGAAGUAUUUCUUAGAUAAAAAAUAGAAUUGAUAGCUGGAAUGCUGAAUUUGUCUAUUUAAUAGCUGAAGAUUAUAAAUGGUCAUAAGGUUAUAUAUAUUAUCAAGGGACACAAUAAUGUGGAGUUUAUUACAGUGACUGGAAUGAGAUGAGUCAGUUAAUUACNAGGCUCUUAGUAUAAGUUACAAACAGAAAAACUUUAUCACAUGUUAAUAGAUAGCUAAAAAGUUAAUUGAAUUGUUAAAAAAUGAUACAACAUAAAAACCUGAAGUUUUAUAAAAUGCAUAAAAGGUAAUAAUUAAUGUAUAAAAUUAGUAUGAAAAAGCAUCAUAAUAAUAAAAUACAAAUGCUGUUUAAAUUGAUUUUAAAGAAAAUUGGCUUAAUGAAUAGCCUAUCUACUCUGUAAAUACACUUAAAUAUCUAUCAAUUUAUAAAACAUGUCCUUAUGAUGGGAGUACAUAUGAAAAUGAUUAUUCAUAACUAUGUCUAGUGUGUGGAUUAUGUUUAGUUGGUAAAGCACCUGGCCUAAAAAGCCUUUAAAAACCUUGAAUAAAUAGAACAAGAGAAUUGUAAAUUAUAAUGCUUUAUUUUUUAAGAUGUUAUCAUAUCUUUUAAUUUUUAUAAUCUUUUUUUUAAAUAAUAAUACAUCUUUUAAAUAUAAUCGUUAUUUUAACUAUUAUAAAAUCUUGGUUAAUAAUAUGAGGAGUUAAUCAUAAAUAUUAAGUGA
Paramecium pentaurelia is the source of this 974-nucleotide messenger RNA. NCBI's taxonomy places the organism in Eukaryota, Ciliophora, Oligohymenophorea, Peniculida, Parameciidae. The record is from the annotation of a GenBank genome assembly.